Molecule: messenger RNA, 1014 nt
Organism: Laetiporus sulphureus 93-53
Lineage: Eukaryota; Fungi; Basidiomycota; Agaricomycetes; Polyporales; Laetiporaceae
Exons: 6
Coding region: 1-1014 (337 amino acids)
Source: RefSeq, a predicted model, not a curated record
AUGAUUCCUGCAACCUACCCAGGGGCUAUUUCAGGCUCAGCAUUGACGCAGGCAUUUAUCUCUGAUCAGCUUCAGAAGAUAUCAAAUUCCCCUGCUUCGACAAACGAGAAGAAUCUACUCCAAGCCACCAUCUUAUAUGCACCAUCCAUGCGUGGCAAGCUUAAUAUUGCAUGGGCAGUAAAUGAUGUUGAACUGGAACGAUUGACUGACCUCGCAAAGUACUACUGGACCAACAUAAUUGUGCCUGUUAGGUCCGCCGGAGGGAGAACACCAGCCCCCAGCAGUCAUCCCUUUCAUGACCAUUUUGAACUGACCAUGACACUUGAGUCUGCGAAGUGUCUUAGUACCCUGAAGGUCAGGCUCAUGCAGGCUCUGGUGUGCAAUGGGUACAAAUGCGUCAUAACCGGGAAAGUAGAUUCGAAGCAUGCAUCUCAAGUCACGACCUUAACGGGCUUGGACAAGACAGAAGCAGCGCAUAUUAUGCCUUUCAGUCUGAAUAACUUCGAGGAGAUGAAUGUCCCGAUGGUGUGCUACAAUAGACUAAUGCUCAGUUCAACUGCAAUAUGGACAGCCUUGCAAACAUUCUCUGGUCAUAUACUGGACGGUCUCAAGGGAAAUGGCAUCAACUCUCUGGAGAACGUGCUUACCCUUGAGGCUUGCAUGCAUCAGAUGUUCAGUGAGCUUGUACUGGCCCUUGAACCCAUAGAGGCAAAACCCAACGUUUACUGCAUUCUCACUUGGGAUUACGUGACAGAUUCUCGAGAAUUUCUACCUGAAGUCAUCACUUUAAAUUGCAUUUUCAUCCCCCAUAUGCAUGGUCUUGUUUCGUUCAGCCCAACCUGGACUACUUGUCAUGCCUCAAUAUGUAAGGUUCUUCACACGUCUGGCCAUGCAAAAGAGUUGGACAGAAUUCUCGAGGACCUAGACGACGGUGGAAUAUCAGCUCUCUCACAUGACAGUAGCAUGGCAGAUUUGCUUGAGGUGGUUCUGCUAACGGCUGUUGCAGUAAGUUGA